This is a messenger RNA of Myotis davidii, 3899 nucleotides long. RefSeq names its product epithelial membrane protein 2 (gene EMP2). The record is from RefSeq and is a predicted model, not a curated record. The coding region runs from base 57 to 566 and encodes 169 amino acids. Gene Ontology annotation, cellular component: plasma membrane. The transcript has 4 exons. NCBI's taxonomy places the organism in Eukaryota, Metazoa, Chordata, Mammalia, Chiroptera, Vespertilionidae.
CUCCUGCUCUCUCUGGGCUUUCAACGCGACCCCUCGCCCUACCGUGCCCUGUGAAAAUGUUGGUGCUCCUGGCUUUCAUCAUCAUCUUCCACAUCACCUCCGCGGCUUUGCUUUUCAUCGCCACCAUCGACAAUGCCUGGUGGGUAGGAGACGGAUUUUUUGCAGAUGUCUGGAAAGUCUGCUUCACAGUCAACAGCACCAACUGUACAGACAUCGACGACAGCUUUGUCUAUUACUCCACGAUGCAGGCGGUCCAGGCCAGCAUGAUCCUCUCCACCAUUCUCUGCUGCAUCGCCUUCCUGAUCUUCUUGCUCCAGCUCUUCCGCCUCAAGCAGGGAGAGAGGUUUGUUUUAACCUCCAUCAUCCAGCUCAUGUCAUGCCUGUGUGUCAUGAUUGCAGCUUCCAUUUACACAGACCGACGCCAAGACAUUCACAACCACAACUGGGAAUUCUAUACUCUGACCGCAGAAGGCACGUACGGCUACUCCUUCAUCCUGGCCUGGGUGGCCUUCGCCUUCACCUUCAUCAGCGGCCUCAUGUACCUGAUCCUGAGGAAGCGCAAAUAGACCCCGGCUCUCGGUCGCUCUCACGCAGUACAGUCUACAUCCAGAUAACCGUUUUGUAUAUAAUCCGUUUUUUUGUUUUGUUUUUUUUGUGUGGUUUUUCUAGCAAACAUAUUGUUUCCUUUAAAAGCCAAAAAAAAGAGAAGAGUUUUUGCAUUCUUGAGAUCAGAGAACAGACUGUGAAGGCUGGAAUUCAGAACUCCCGCCGUCGGAAAGUCCCAACAAGACAAAGCCAAAAAUCCAGCCAUGCUCAAAUCCUAAAAUGUCCAGCGGGAUGUUUCCUUACCACGGGGAUGUGAUGUGAGGACAAGAGGCUGAGAAAGCCAGGUCUCGGGGGACAUCUCCCCCUAGGUUUGGGCCAUACCAUGUCCUCCUCAUCUCAGCUUCCCUUUCCCAAGUCUCUGGGUGUUUAGUGGUGAAAGGUGAGGUGAGGGGCGGCCAGGUGAGGGAUGAAACCUCCUCAGGUAUUCAGCCAAGUUCCAUGUGAGAAACAGGUAUGGACCCUGGUGUUCUGCCUGUACCAGACCACGGCCCUAACUGCCUAUAACGGGCUAGGUCCCGAAGGUGCCACCUAAACUUGCAGAUGUUGUCACCUGCUUGCCUGGGGGAGAGGGGGUCAGAUGUGGGCUCACCCUGAGGCAAAGACUUUCAUCUUGUGAUCCCUAGUACACCUAUAAAAUGCACACUAUUGGGUACCCACUCCCAGACCUACAAAAUCUGUCUUCAGAAGUGGGACCCGGAAGCCUGCAUUGCUAUCAAGUUCCUCCGUGAUGCUUAGGUGCCUUAAGGUUGAGGGCCACCUCCCAGAACCCGGGGAGCAGAACUGCCUCCUCACAAACAUUAAAGCUCUCAUCAUAUCAAGCUGGGAGGUGGGUCUAGACCCCACUGCAGACCAAAGCCCUGGCCUCCGUCAGCUCUUGAUUCUUCCCUGUCCCUGCCACAGCUGCUUUCAUCUGGACCACCCAACCUCCAGGCCCAGGCCCCACACCCCACUAGCCAGCCACCCUGGGGGCAGGGGGCCACAGCCUCCUUAUAGCCCUAAGUCAGAAGGCCUCUCCUCUUCCUGACCUGCCUUCUAAGCUGGUUGGCCUCUACUACAUUUCUGGAGCCUCAGAGGACCCAUCCACCAUCCAUUCAUUUACCCAUUCAUUCAUUCAUUCAUUCAUCAGCAUAAGGCUGGGUGAUCAUUUCUCCUUCUGGGGCUCAUCGUCCAAGGAGAAGAUGAAUUAAAAACCAAUUAGGAAAACUAAUUAAAAACUGUGAUGAUGGCUGUGAAGACCGCAACCGAGGAUUGAAAAGUGAGGCCGGUGGGUGGGAGGGAACCUGCUUCGUGCCUGCCUAUCUUUAAAUGCACCUGGAGGCAUGGAGAUCACCCUCAACAUUGCUCUCUCACCUGUGCAGCUGGCAUUUAUUGGGCAGCAUUGUCGAUUCCAUCAAGAGGACGUUUAGUUCUGUGGAGCAUCCCAGGGCCCUGAGAGCCAAUGAAGCAGUGACGGGAACCAGUCUGCUGUGGUUCUCAGACUUGAGAGGGCGCAAGUGCCACUCGGGGGACUCUGCCUUGUCAGGGCCUAGGGGGGUGGGUGUUCCAGACAAUUCCGAGACUAUACUGAGAAAUGCGGCUUUGGGGAGUCUGUCCUUAGGUGUAAAAGCACCAUGAGGUGUGAGGUGUGCGGCAGUGCGCCUGACCCUGGGGCGUGCCCCCAUUGAAUGAGCUCUUGGCGCGCCUCAGUCCUUUUCCUCUGGUCCUGAGCGUGCUUCUGGGGAGGCAUGCCUGGGCCAGUGCGACCUGUUGGCCGCGUCUCGGCACUGGUGCUGCUUAAAUGCUUCUGCACUUGACCUGCUGAGUGGCAGCGAUCUGCCAUCAGCCCAGUUCUGUGUUGAGUAGCUUUGGGGCCACCGUGGACUCCUUUUCAGUGCAGGGUUGGGUUUUUCUGUCCAUCUAUUCAUUCAUUCAUUGUUCAUUUUCCACCGAGUACUCCGUGCCUGCUAUGGUCCAGGCAGGGUGUGAGGCUUUGAAAACAGAGGGGCGAGCAAAUCCAGGAAUUCUCCCUGAGGCAGGACACCCUCCCCCCAGAGAGCCACCAGCACAGUGCAGGGUGACAUCGGGCCAGGGACAGGACAGGGUGCCACCUCCUGGAAAACUCAGGCGUAGGGUGGGUCGGAGCAGCCACAUGCUUCGGGUUUGGAGGAUGCUACAGGAGCCUCUGGAGGAAGGUGCGUCUACAGUGCCCCCAGCUUCCCAGCCAGGUGGCUUUUCUCUAGUUUCCUGGUGGCCACGUGGAAACAAACCAGCAGCCCUCAGAACCAGGAAUCUGGUAAGCCUCAUCCCCGGGCAAUGCCCGGAUUUCCUUCUCCAAAACUUGAGGGGUGCGUGAGAAUCUGAAAUGACCCCAUGGAUUUUCCUGGCUGGUUGCCGCUACUGUACAGCAUUAGCAUCCACAUCUAUCGCGAUGCCAAGGUUUUGUGACUCAUGAGAGCUGCCUGCCCUGCAUUGCCGAGGUGGGAAAGAGGUGAUGGCGUCAGGGAGAAAAUACCCAUAUUUCUUACCUGUAGGCAGAGUCAGCCCUCACUCGGUGCUUACGAUCAGUUACUCAAGAACAUCAACAACAAAGGAAACUAACAGACAUCCAGGAAGCAAAAAUUAGGACCAAAUAUUAUUACUGGUAACAACUGUAUUUGAAGGAACUGUAGUUUGCGCAUGUUAGGACAUUUUUAUACAGUACUGUAAUUCUUUCAUGGGGGGGGGGCGCUAUGGAUGGAGACAGACUAACUCGUUUUGUUAUUCGCAUUAAAAUUACUUUGGGUCUCUGUCAAGUGAGUUUGGAAAAUUAAUGUGUAGCUCUGAGUGAAUGUAUAUAUUUAUACCUGAACACGGGAGAAUUGGAGACCUCCCCCCAAUCCUCCAUCCUCUGCGGCAGGUUGGUGGCCUGUGUGCACCCCUAAUUGACAGGCUGAGGUCCUGGGAUGCUCUGUAUUAACUGAUGCCGAGGACACCUGGACCCCCAAGCCUGUAUGUAAAGACACUAAACAUAGUAGCUUAGAUAGAAGCUGUAGCAUCAUUUAAAAUCUGCCUGGGUGGGGAAUGACUAAACUUGCUAAUCGUUGAAAGGCUACUUACAAUACAGCUCAUUGGGCAGUUUUGUAUAUUGGGGGGCGCGGUGGUGAUGAGGAAAUGCAGAGAAAGGCCUAGAGGUUAAGUCUGAACCUUGGUUUGUGGACAAAUGUGAUUUUAGGGUUUUAGAUACUUUCUCCUUAAUGUGCCUUUAAAAUAGUACAUUUUCUAUGUUUUGUAUAAUCUGAAACUGUACAUGAAAAAUAAAGUUUAAAACCAAAUCA